GACUUUGCGGACCAACGCUUUCCAGGCGCUCUCCAUGUGCUCGUGCCUCGCAGCGGAGAUGCGCGCCUUCCACUGGGGGGAACACUUGCGGUGCCCGUGGUCAAAGCAGUUCAUAGAGACCUGGUGCCAGGACGGGAUCUGGGCAGUCUUAGCGAUGGUCGAUCUUCGCGUCACUGUGAUCAUGGCCCUCUUCGACACGUCGGCAUUAGAAGCCAAGCACGCUGCAGUGCGCAGAGCAAUCGACGGGCCCAGCAACCAGACACAUGCCCCCGAAGUGGAUGUCAUUGCUGCAAUGGAGGUGCUGAGGUUGUUUCGGAAGCAUGCCACGCGUUUAAAACCAUUAUUGUUUCCAGACCAUGCUGAUGGCGACCGCGACCAGCCUGACGGCGCCGACCAUGCCGUGAAAGCUGGGGGCGCCUCGAGCCGCAAGGGCGGCGGCGGGGUCCCGUGGCGCUGCUACGUGGCGGACAACCCUGACAUUUGCGACCUCGGGCUUCUCGCAACUAUGCACUGGGGUCUGUCCGAUGCUGAGCGCGCUGACUUUGCGGAGAGGGGGCGCGAUGGCACUCUCCGACGAAGGAAGGGCAAGGGGGGCUUCCACGGCAAAGCUCGGGACCACGAGCGCUGCGCGAAGAGGCAGCGGACUGACAGCGAGAUCGAAUGCAGGAUGCGCCAGAGAGCUCUCGAGGACGAGCCCCCCCGAGCGCCCGAGGCGCUGCAGCCGCUUGUUCCUGGCAUCAACGGGUGGGACAUGGUGGAAGCGCUGAAGCAGAGAUACCGCGCCGAUGGGGGCCUUGAACA
Messenger RNA from Prorocentrum cordatum, 801 nucleotides. The record is from the annotation of a GenBank genome assembly. NCBI's taxonomy places the organism in Eukaryota, Dinophyceae, Prorocentrales, Prorocentraceae.